AUGGGGCACGCCUCUGUCUCGCCGAUCGAUCGGUGCUCAUUGGAUUGCGGUCCUUUGUUAGGUUCGGUGGCUCUGUUGUUGCUUCUCUUCAGCGAUUUGUGUUCUUGUUCCUGCAAAGGAGCUACGUUGUGUGACUUUUUCAGGUCUGACUCUGAGAACUGCACCAAAUCCGCUGAUUCUGCUGGCCGUUGCGUGUCGAAGCACGCUGAUCAGAACUCUGUCAUACUCUCCUCAGUUCAGUACGAGGAAGACCUGAUGAAGUUCAUCGGUGAGUCAGCUGCACCUGGUGAGAGUGUCGAUGAAAGCGAUGCUGAGUUUUCCAACUUCGAUCCAUUCAUUUCUGGCGAAUUACCCAGCUAUUGCUACAUUGACCCUACUCGGCCACCAGUCAAUUUUUCCGAUCCCGAGAGUUCGUCAUUUCCUGACAUUGUGCAUGCCGAUUGUGUACUGAAAGUGUGGAACGAAGAGGGUAACACCCAUCGUCCUGUUUCCUACCAAGAACAGCCGUAUGUCUCAUCUAUCCAGAAGCCAUCUCGUCGCGGUCGCCCCAUGAAAGUCACCAGUACUUCGAAGAUGGCCAAAUAUGCGAGGAGUUAUCGAGAGCAGAAGAAGAAUCAGCUGCUCGCAUGUGAGGCUCGGAUAAAGGAUUUGACUGAGGAGAACGAGUUCCUUCGUUCAGAGAAUAAGCGUCUCUCAGAGGGAUUUGCUCGACUGACCGAGCAAGUCAAUCGUCUCCGAAAGAUGGUUGACAGAAAUUCCUACGCUUAUCGAGAUCCUUUGCAGACUCCACAUUUCAACUAUCCUUCAUAUGAAAAAGAUUCAACCGACGACGAUAUGAGUAGUUUCACCAAGUACCCGCAGUAG
Molecule: messenger RNA, 864 nt
Organism: Angiostrongylus costaricensis
Lineage: Eukaryota; Metazoa; Nematoda; Chromadorea; Rhabditida; Metastrongylidae
Source: the annotation of a GenBank genome assembly